Messenger RNA from Trypanosoma theileri, 2970 nucleotides. RefSeq lists its product as uncharacterized. The transcript has a single exon. The record is from RefSeq and is a predicted model, not a curated record. Lineage: Eukaryota; Euglenozoa; Kinetoplastea; Trypanosomatida; Trypanosomatidae. Gene Ontology annotation, cellular component: Noc4p-Nop14p complex; nucleolus; small-subunit processome. Bases 1 to 2970 code for a protein of 989 amino acids. Gene Ontology annotation, biological process: maturation of SSU-rRNA.
AUGCGACGGAGUGCCUCAAAUGCAAAACUUGUGCAGCAGCACGAAAAGCGAAAAGCCUCCAGAGAGGCGAAAUCAUCAUCAACGCGGUUCGGUGCAAAACAAAGUCGUUUUCAACUACGCCAAGAAGAGUUGCGAGCUCAAGAGGCGUUACAGUCAGAUGCAGCGACAGCCACCAAUCGCACAGGAGCACCAACACUUCCAAUGCCAGCAGGAACAACAACAGCGACUGCAGUAGGGAGAUUUGACCGGUUUGGUGGUGAUCGCCCACUACAGUCAAGAGCAACGACAAGCACAACAACAGCGACCUUUGGUAUUGCUCCACCGCGGCGUGCUGGUAUGCACACGGUGGAAUCACGCAGUACGCGUCGUGCGGAUAAGUUCCGUUUGGCAGACAAUGAAGAGCAGACGAAGAAUAACAUGUCGUCCACUUCACGGCAACUAGGAACUGGGCUUUUGGGAGCUACACGUCGCACAAGAGAAGAGAUGGAGAACGGCGACAACGGCGGUAAUAAUAAUAAUAAUAAUAAUAAUAAUAAUAAUAAUAAUAAUAAUAAUAACCGCAGUUAUUAUGACAUCGAGGGAAGUAUGAAUGAGGCGGAGGCACCACAACGGAAAAAGACACGUGAGGAGCGUUUCCAAGAGGUGAUGGCGAACAGCAAAGAUCACCGAGCCCAAGCACGUCGUGAUCGUGAAGAGCGUGAACAACAGACAACCGCAAUUGACGCAGAGUUCAAUGAUGUGAUGCAUCUUCUUCAACGGAGAGAUAAGGUACAGGAGGAGCGUGAUGCUUUUGCACAGUCUGGUACACCGGAAGUACGGGCAUUACUGGAGUCCUUCCACACGAACCGCGUGGCGAAGGUGUUGUCACUCCGAAACGAUGGUAGUUUUACCGUCGCCCCCCUCGCCGACACUGGAGCAGCAAAAAAAGGAAAAUCAACAUCAACAAAGACUGUAACCAAAGGGGAGCGAACCCAAAAGGAUGGUUCCUCGUUUUUGGAUGAGGCGGAUAUGGCCUUGCUGCAAAAAGUACGUCAAGGGGCAAUUGACAAAGAGGCGGAGGCAGCAUUAGCAGCUGGUACACUACCACCACCACCACCACCAUCAACAUCAACAUCAUCAUCGCAGCGCGUGGCGGAGCGAGAAGAGACAAAGGGAGGUAAUAGCUCUGUUAGUCACCCAAAGAACAUUAUCAACAACAAUGAUGAUGCUGACGAUUUUGACCGUAUGAUGCAGUCUAUGCGACAAGAGACACGCCGAGCGCAUGCUGCCGAUCGUACUCUAACGGAAGAAGAAGAACAACAACAACAACAUCAACAAGCACUACUUGAGAGUGAUCGUGGUGCUGUUCCAUUAGUUUCCCAAAACGAUGAACAGUUGACAAAAGCGGAGUGGGUAAGCCGUGGUGGUGAUCAUGCAUACCAAAUGGAUGAUGAUAACGAUGCUGAGGCAGAAGAUGAUCUUGACAUCUCCUCCGCCUACGACAGUGACGAGGGAAGAGAGCAGCAGGAUGGUGAUAUGAGUGAAGAAGAAAACGACGAAGAAUCUAAGACAAUACCAGAGGAUGGGGCUCCUACAUCAGGAACAGCAACAAAACGAGAGGGAGUGACGGGAGAGCUAGAGGAUAUUUUGGCUGCAAUGGAGUCACUCAGUCGUGAAACGAAUGGAUCACGUGCUUCCCGUUUGUCGCGUGGGAAAACAUAUCACGCAUUGCUUUUACGUUUGUACCAUUACGCGCGUAAACAUGUCUUGCACACAGCCCAGACAUUCCGUCUUCUUCUUAUUGAUGCUCAACGUGCAUUUUUACAUUCUGGAACAGUAGAUCAGACAACACUCCUUUUACUGCAUGCCGCCUCCCGCAUCUUUCCCAUGACAGACUACCGUCAUGAAGUGACUACACCAUUUCUACUCUUUCUCAGUUCCACGCUACUGCAGAUGCGUCUCAAAACACUUGCCCAUGUACGGGUGUACGCCGUACUCGCUGGACUACUUUGUAACAGUGUAUUGGCAGGUGGGAAAUUCUGCGCUGAAGCUAUUAUUGCACCACUGAACAUCAUCUCACUACUUCUUCCGCGUGUUGUGCUGGAACCUGUGCGACUGCAAGGGGUAUGUGUGCCAUUUCCUUUACUGGAACGUGGUGUAAGUGAUACGGAGGCUUUGCUUUCUCUGCAACAGACACAACCGCAAGAACAAGAAAAGAAUAGUAAGAAUAGUGGAAGUACGAGGGUUGGUGCUACUACAACAGAAGAGGAAAAUAAAGAAGAGGAGAAGGAGGAGGAACCGCUGCUACAGGCAACACUUGCGGUUUUAGAGACAGAUGUACAUGCAUCAAGCAUUGUACGUUAUGCUUACCGUCUACUCUCUGCACUGGCCGAUGCGUACCGCACCAUACCGGCCUUCUCCAGUUGUCUGCUUGAACCCUUCCUUGCACUACAUGAACGCCUUGCUGCAUCACACCUCUGGAAAACAUCAGCAUCCAAUUCAGACUCUACUUCCUCAUUUACUGCUGCUGUGCGUAAAGAUCAUGAUGCUCUUCUGGCACAGUUAACACAAUAUGCCGAUGCGAUGCGGGAUCGCCGCACGCCACUCGCUAUGCGCUCUUUCCGACCUCGCCCUAUUCGCCAGUAUGAGCCGCUCUUGCAGGAAUCACAAGAUAGCAGUAGUGCACUGAAGCGAGAAGUACGGGAAAUGCGGCGGGAGGUGCGGGAGGACCGCAAACGUCUCGUACGACAUCUGCAGGCGGAAGCACAUGUGGAACGACGCCAGCGUGAACACGCAGUGGCAGAAACGGAAGAGGAACGUGGACGAAAGUACCGCGAGUUGAUGGGUGCAUUACAGGCACAGCAGCAUGUGAUGAACACAGUGGAUGGACUCUUGUCAAAGGCGCGGUCAAAGAAGCGGCGCGGCAUCUCAGGUCAUGCGGGUAGGGAAGAUGAUGGUGAUAACAAUAAUAGUAGUUCUGCCGCAAUGUGA